CAUAAAUUAUGAAUAAUUUAUUAUUGUUGAUGUAACUGGAAGCAUGAAGACAUAUAUAGUAGUUCAGAUUUUGCUCAUCAUUUGUUUGGUCUGUGUUUCUGGUCAACAAGUGAGACGGAGGCGCCGAUGUUUUCAACCUAAAGAAAUUGGAGUAUGUCGUGCGAGUAAAAUACGAUAUUAUUUCAACCAGGAAACCGGAAGUUGUGAAGAAUUUAUCUAUGGUGGUUGCCGUGGAAACAGAAAUAAUUUCUUUUCAUUAGAACGUUGCAGAAGAGCAUGUGAACAGGAAUACAACCAAGAAAUUCUCAACAGAGGAAAUGGUUUGGAUGGUCAAGAUGGACAAGACGGACAGGACGGACAGGACGGGUUGUCCUUCAGCGGUUUAGGUGGAAGAGGUGGCAGACGAGGCAUGGGAGGAAUAGGUGGAAGACGAGGCAAGGGAGGUAGAGGUGGUUCUUCAGGAAGAACAAGGAAUAUCGAAAGAGGUGGUGUGGAGAGUGUCACUUGUCAGGAUAACCAAGAUAGUUCAGACAACGUACCUCUUAAUGUUGGCCGUGAGGAUAAUGGAGGACAUGGCGGUAAUGGUGGCGGUGGUGGUAAUGGAGGCCAUGGGGGUAAUGGUGGCAGUGGUGGUAAUGGUGGCAAUGGAGGACAAGGCGGCAAUGGUGGUGGUCGGGGUGGAAGUGGGGGUAAUUGUGGCCAUGGGGGUAAUGGUGGCGGUAGUGGUAAUGGCGGUAAUGGAGGACAAGGCGGUAAUGGUGGAGAUGGGGGUAAUGCUGGCGGUAAUGGAGACCAUGGUGGUAUUGAAGGGCAAGGCGAUGAGUGGCGGUGGCAUUGGCGUUUGGGGUAAUGAAUGACAUGGCGGUAAUAGUGGUAUUUGGGAUGAUUUUGCCCGAAAGAUCUGGUUCUGAUUACUGAUAAAGCAGUUAUGGUGGAUUCAUUGUAAUUGACAAAUAAACUCUGAAACAUUUAAAUACUUUGAACGUUGUUCAUUUUGAGAAAAAUAAUAGCAUUUAUAGCUUCAUGGUUUUUUCUUUAUUUGCAUGAAAACGUGCGACCCUCUGUCAUAUAUACAUCAUGUUAUAUACAUCCACUAAGAGUUCUGAAGAAUAUGUCAGUUGGUCCAACUUUAAUACAGAUCGUAUAAUGAAUUCUUAAAAACAUUAAUAAGAAUAUUUUUUAGUAAAAAAAUAAAGGUUUCCGUUUCCUU
Mytilus californianus (California mussel) is the source of this 1210-nucleotide messenger RNA. Its product is annotated as PE-PGRS family protein PE_PGRS16-like. NCBI's taxonomy places the organism in Eukaryota, Metazoa, Mollusca, Bivalvia, Mytilida, Mytilidae. The record is from RefSeq and is a predicted model, not a curated record. The transcript is spliced from 3 exons. Bases 44 to 850 code for a protein of 268 amino acids. Gene Ontology annotation, molecular function: serine-type endopeptidase inhibitor activity.